AUGAAACGUAACAUCAACGAUCGUCACUACUACUACUAUUUAAACUGCCGAGAUUUCCCAGAAGAAACUAUUAUCAUAUCCUUGAACAACUUCCUCAGGGGAAAAAAGUGCGUGCGUGCGUGCAUGGCAGCAAUACUAAUGGCGAUGAGGCGUCAUUUCAGUGUUACUAGCAGCAGGACGUUUGCGGGGAAGUGGAGGAGGAGGAGCGGCGGCGGGGUUGAGAAGGAGGAGGAAUCGAGGGCGGCGGCGGCGGCGGCUUGGUGGGUGCCGGAUCCUCGGACGGGGAUAUAUUUCCCUCGAGGGCAGGAGUGGGUGAUGGAGGGCGUGCCGGAGAACGCCGCCAGCCUGGGGCAGAGUUUUUGGCUGCGGAGCGUCGACGGAGUGGAAAAACCCGACCCGGAUCAUGCGGAACGCUAA
Molecule: messenger RNA, 417 nt
Organism: Linum trigynum
Lineage: Eukaryota; Viridiplantae; Streptophyta; Magnoliopsida; Malpighiales; Linaceae
Source: the annotation of a GenBank genome assembly